Molecule: messenger RNA, 549 nt
Organism: Blastocystis hominis
Lineage: Eukaryota; Bigyra; Opalinata; Blastocystidae
Exons: 3
Coding region: 1-549 (182 amino acids)
Biological process (GO): peptidyl-serine phosphorylation; autophagy
Cellular component (GO): cytoplasm
Molecular function (GO): protein serine/threonine kinase activity; ATP binding
Source: RefSeq, a predicted model, not a curated record
AUGGAAUACUGCAAAUACGGCAAUCUGCACGACUAUAUCGUGAAGCAUGGAGCAUUAGAUGAAUCCACGAUCCGCGUGGUAAUGAAGCAAAUGCUGGAAGCUCUGAGCUAUUUAGCGUCGAAACACAUCGUUCAUAGAGACAUCAAGACAGCGAACAUCCUGAUUGCUGACACCGAUCUAUACAAGCUGUGCGAUUUUGGCUCGUGUUUCGUGAUCGAAAAAUCAGCGCGGAACACGAUCGUCGGCGACGGAUCAUUUCGUGGAACCGACGUGUACAUUGCGCCGGAAUCGGGUCGAGGGUUCCAACGUGGCCGCUCCGACAUCUGGAGUCUUGGCUGCUGUUUGUACGAGAUGAUAACCGGCGAAAUCCCCUGGAAAGCCAUCCGAAAUGAGAGCAAAACGCGCGAGAGCGUUAUUUAUCGGAUCACGCGGGCCAACACGCGGCCGGAAGUCAAGCCGGAGACGUGGGACGCGCUGAGCCAGGAGCUGAGAGAUUUGUAUCUCCAGUGUUUGAACGUGGUAUGUGAGGGAGAGAGCGAUGAAGGCUAG